Gallus gallus (chicken) is the source of this 5991-nucleotide messenger RNA. It is a transcript of the gene TSNARE1, whose product is annotated as t-SNARE domain containing 1. Gene Ontology annotation, biological process: vesicle fusion; vesicle-mediated transport; intracellular protein transport. Gene Ontology annotation, molecular function: SNARE binding; SNAP receptor activity. The coding region runs from base 402 to 1403 and encodes 333 amino acids. The record is from RefSeq and is a predicted model, not a curated record. Gene Ontology annotation, cellular component: SNARE complex; membrane; endomembrane system. NCBI's taxonomy places the organism in Eukaryota, Metazoa, Chordata, Aves, Galliformes, Phasianidae. The transcript has 14 exons.
GGCGCCCCGCGGUCACGUGAUGUUUGGGUGCCGGCAGCACGGCGCGGGCGCGCGGCGGCAGGUGAGGGGCACGCGCGGCGGCGGGACUGUCCCCGCCCCCUCCCCACCCCGGGGCGCGCGCGCGCGCACGUGCAUACAUGUGUGUGUGCGCGCGACCCCGGGAUGGCAAGGGGGGGAGGGGGGGGGCGGGUAACGUAAGGACGUGGACGUGCCGGGUUGAGGGUGUGCAGCGUGGGGACACGGGUGGCAUUGCACAGGGAGAAGCCACUGAGGCAACCAGCUUUUGGUCUGUUGUGCUGCUGCUGCUGCCUUGUGCCAAACCGGUGGCUCCACAUCACAAGGGGAUAGAAGCGUGGGUUUAAAGUACAAUCCUGCAUCCACUGCUAUUUAGAAAAUGUCUUAUGGAUCCAUUGAUGGGAGUGGAUUUGGGAGGAACCCAUUUGGAGGCCCUUCGAGACAAGGCUAUCAACCUCUUGAUGAAUCAUGGAUCAUUCUUGUGUGUAUCAGCUUCCUCAGAGUUUGUAGCAAAUGCUGAUUUACCUCCUUUGAAUAUCAAAUCAUCGAACAUUUCACUGCGCAUUCUGAGCAAGUCUUUGCUCACUUCUGUUUAUUCAGCCACCCAGAUUGAUCCCAGUGAACUACAGGAACUUUUUCAGGAGACUUCUGCCAAUGUCUUCCGAAUUAACUCCAGUGUGACCUCUCUGGAAAGAAGUCUUCGAUCUCUGGGGACCUCCAAUGAUACUCAAGAACUGCAGGACGGACUGCAUGCAACCCAGCAAGAGACUAAUAAAACCAUCACGACUAGCACCAAAGCUAUCAAGCAGCUGUCUGAGGUUGUCAGAGGCUCAUCCAGGCAAGAACGUCUUCAGCUGGAUAGGCUGAAGAACCAGCUGUCUGAUGCCAUCCAAAGAUACGGAGCUGUGCAGAAGAAAAUAGCAGAGAAAUCGAAAGCUUUGCUUCCUACUGGGCAGAAAAGUAGCAAACAAAGCCCUAGGACUCCUUUCUCUGACCUAGCCGAUGAUGAGAAGAUCUUUAAUGGAGGAGAUGGCACGUGGCAAAACCAGAGUCAGGAUCAAGCCUUGCUCUCAGAAAUCACAGAGGAGGAUCUGGAGGCCAUCCGUCAGCGGGAGGAGGCCAUUCAGCAGAUUGAGAGUGACAUGCUGGAUGUGAACCAGAUCAUUAAAGACCUGGCCUCCAUGGUACAUGAACAAGGAGACACAAUAGAUAGUAUUGAAGCCAACAUUGAGACUGCAUCUUCUAAUGUAGAAUCAGCCAAUGAGCAGUUGGCAAAAGCAAGUCAGCACCAACUACGAGCCAGGAAGAUGAAGUGCUGCCUCCUCUCUGCUGCUGUGGCCGUUCUGCUGUUCAUCGUCAUAAUCAUUGCAGUCUCAGUCAAACGCUGAUCUGAUGACUGUUUCCACAGAGUCUGUGAUCACCCCUGACGUGGAAUGGAUUCUCAAGGCAUUUCACAUUCAUGCCCUAUGUCAGUGUCUGCUUUGCUGGUCACGGUGUGUUGAAACUGCCAUAACCAACGAAAACUAAUUGUAUGGAAGCAAAGCUAAGUUUUAUGCCAUAUGUUAGUAUAAUUGUGAAUAAGUUUUCCUGCUUUUUUUUUAUUAUUAUUAUUUUGUACCCUUUAUUGAAGACACGUUUUACCCAGCAUUUUGGAUUUUAAUUGUGCCACCUUUGUAUCUGGGGAAUGUUACUUCUUUGCCUCCAGAUCUGGUAUUCUGUGCAUUGUAACAUACAUAGCUGAAAAUUUAUCUUUAUUGUUUGUGUUUUUAACAUGCUCCUGAUUUCUAGCUCUGCUAAUUGGAAACUAUGAAAGUCAAUGUGCUUUGUUUGACUCUUCUGUGAUUAUUUUUGUAUAUUUUAAAUAGAAUCCAGCUCAGAUUCUCAUUUCUGUGCACUGCUGCUUUAUAAUUUGCUCUGGCAAAUAUGAGCUAAAUUAUUUCAAAAUUACAUGAGUAACUUACAAACAAUCAGCAAGAUACUUAUUGGAUUAUAUGACUAUAUACUUAUUUGAUACCACUGUAAGCAUAGAACACAUUUAUUUAUUUAUAAGAAACACUAGUAAAAGAGCAAGACAAACAUUAAGACAUACUGUUAUCUCUUUUUUGAAAAUGAUCUGCAAUGUGUUAAAAAAGUCAAGCAAUGCAUCUCAUGAAAAACAGAAAAUUCUGUAUUUGAUUUGAUCUCAUAGGUUUCAACACAUCCACCAUUUGGGAUUUUGUUCUGUUUUCAUGCACAAUAUAUUCUGCUGAAAACAUGAUUGAAAAUGCCAUUUAUAUUCAUCUUUAAAUGUGUCAUGUACUAUAAAUGCAGUUCUCCUCCAGUAAAUAAAGCAUUUCAAAAGUGGUUUUAAUUAAAAUGUCAUAGGAAGUAUUGAAGAGAAUUUCACAAAAUGAUAUGUUUUUUAUUCUUCAUGAAAAGUCACAUCUUUUACGUAAACAGUGUCUCACCAUAAAAUAAAAUAAAAUAAAAUAAAAUAAAAUAAAAUAAAAUAAAAUAAAAUAAAAUAAAAUAAAAUAAGCUAGCUCCUAAUGAAAUGUGGAUUUGGUUACUAUGAAGGUUUAGAAAAGAAUAACAAAUAUUAAUCUAGAUUCUUACCCGCACUGAUUUAAACUAUAUGCUUCCUUACCAAAAAGCUAACACAGUAAAGGCUGAGCACUGAAAACGCUCAGCAAAAUCUUGCAGGUACUUAAGCUCAUUCAGGGUCAGAAGUGCAAAGCUUAAUUAGGUUUGGGAGGGAAACAAAAGUCAGUUUGAGGGUUGUUGUCGUUCUUAGGUUUUGUUUGCUUGCUUGUACUCUUUUCAUCUAUCCAGCAAAGUCAACAUAACUGGAUCAUUAUCAUAUAAUUGUUCCAGUUGGAAGGGACCUUUAAAGGUCAUCUAGUCCAAACACUUGUUAUUAAGAAAAGCAUAGUAAUAGAGUGAUAACGUUUUUUAUUUCCAGGCAAGUUGAGUUUUGUUCCGAAAUUACAAAUGUUACCUGCUGUUCUACUUUACCACAGUGUUUACUGUUGAAGUGGAGCUCCCUGUUUAUUUCCAGUAUAACCUGUGGGCAGCCUGUAUCUGCAAAACUGGCAAAUUCUUUAGUGCUGAAAAUGAUUUUCAUCUAGUCACUAAGAGACGAAAUGAACCUAGCUCAAAGCUGAUUGCGAGCAAAUAUUUUGAGAGCCUCAAGUUGCAUUUGAACAAGAGAUUCCAAAUGAAAAUCCCUGCCCAUUCACUAAUCCCAUUCAUUAGAGGCUCAGUGAUUACCUCAUUAGUAUGAUGCAGUGCAGAAACUGGUGGAGCUUACAACGAGCCAGCUAACACAGCUGAUGGAUUUGGCACAAACGACCCAGGUGAAGUAUUUCUCUGCUGAAACUAUGGAUGCUUUCUGGCUUAGAAAAAGCGUGAAAUCUCCACAUCGUAACAUAACGUAUUGUGGACUUUCUUUUAAUAGCAAAUGCUAUUUUAAUAUAUAUAUUCCACUAUGUUGCUAUAAAACAGUAUGUUCCUGAAGAAUAUAUGUUUUCUGUUCCUCACCCCCAUCAUGAGCACAUUUGCCUUCUCCUUCCUCAUUGCAAAUAUGUCCAACAAAGCCGUUAAACAGCUGUUUAUGCUGCUCAUGUUAGUGUCCCUUUAUAUGAAAAUACUGUGGGCACACUGGCACAGUUUUAUUCUUUUUUACAAGAACACAGAGACACCAAACUCAACACCUCCCAGAGGCAGGAGCUUCAAUUUGGGCAGAUCCCCCUGAGCAGCCAUGGGGAGGGGGUUAAUGUGAAAAUGGGGGAAAUUCUAACAGAGCUGUUUUUCAUGGGCACUGUAAGCUGGCAACAGAGGAAUAAAACUUAAGAAAAUCUUAACGAAAGAAAUUAAAAACAGGCAUAGCAGAAACAGAGCAAGCUAAGCACCAAAUUCAAUUAUUAAGUUGUCAAGUCCUCUUAGUUAGAAGAGGAAAAGGAAACAGUUUUUGUCUGUAGUGCCUUAAGGGCAAGUGUGAACAAGAUGAAAGAGUCCCGUCUGUCAUGCUGGUUACUGUCACAUAGACAAGCCAUUCAGAAGCCAGUAAAAUUUCUCAGAUCUGAGGUCUUUGCAAAGGAGAGAUCUUCCCCAAAGACAGAUCUGUAGAGGUGUCCCAGUUGGAACAGCUGUACCUACCAUUAAACGUUCAACAAAUUUUUGACCUUUUGGCAGUACAUUUUUAUAGGAUACAUAAAUCUACUGUCCUGGGAAUAUGACUGCUUAAGCUAACCAGAGGGAAGUCCUGAGGACCAUUAGAUGUCUUAACCUCCACAGAGCAGGACAUAAAAACCAUUCUACAAAUUCACCUCAAGGUUCUGUAUCACCUGGCAUUCAGUUUCCAACAGUGAACAUAAAUAAGCACCUAAGGGACAGAAAGUUUACCUAUGAUCAUUUCAUCCUAAUAGUCACUCAGUCUCUAUUCUUAAUUUCUCUGUGAUGGGGAUUUGAUGAAUUGAUGGUUAGACUAAAUGAUCUUAAUGGUCUUUUCCAACCUUAAUGAUUCCAUGAUUCUUUGAUUUCCUGAUGGGUAAUGUAUCUUGUGUAGGAGAAAGGAGUUUCACAGAUCUGCUACUAACUGGUGGAACAGGCUGCCCAGAGAGGUUGUGGAUGCCCCAUCCCUGGAGGUGUUCAAGGCCAGGUUGGAUGGGGCCCUGGGCAGCCUGGUCUAGUAUUAAAUGUGGAGGUUGGUGGCCCUGCCUGUGGCAGGGAGGUAGGAGCAUGAUGAUCCUUGAGGUCCCUUCCAACCCAAGCCAUUGUAUGAUUCUAUUUCUUCCUUCCAUCAAAAAAUGUGGUUACCAAUCUGUCUUAAUACACCUUUGCCAUCCCAUCCUGAUUUUUCAGACCUCUCUUACAUACUCCCUAGCACGUAAAUAUGUGUGAAGAGAAUCAGCCAACUUGUCCCUUUCCUUCUGAGUUGGAUAACUUGCAUUGUCUCCCUGACUUACUCUUAUAGUCAGUUAUAGAGAGAUCUUUAACAGUAGCUUUAAACAAUAGACCUGAUUUUCAGACAGCUAUUGGUAACCAGAAGAAGUUCAAUCUGUUCUCUGUGUUGUUUUAUGGUAACAAAGCAUCUCUUAUCUCUUGAGCAUGAUAUAUUUUGAUCCAAAGUCAAUUGAAGUUACAGGAAAUAAAAGAUGGUCUACCUUGAUCAUCAGCUCUGAUAAUUACUUAGGCAAGUGCCAAGAGAAAGAGAAAUGGAAAUGGCAGUGAUUGAUACAGUCCUCCAUACUUGCACUUCAUGUUUCUAAGAACAUGUGGAGAAAAACUGAAGAACAGUAGGGCAGGUCACCACAUCACUCCCUAACAACUUAUUAAUCUACAGUUUUCUAGGGUCCACAAGACAUUGAAAAUGUCUGCAGUUCAUCCAUUUGGUAUUAGUGUGUUAACCCAAGUAAUUAGGUGCAGCCUCUUCCAAAGCAGCAGCCCAGAGCACAUUAAUGAUCCCUCACAUGGCACCUGAACCAUGUUUCUCAGGCUUUCAUUCACCACAGGCUACCACUCUGUGGAGCUGAGUGGAACCUAAUUAGAUUAAAAAGAAAUAUGGCUAUAAUUGGUCUGGAGCAGCUUAGUAAAAUGUAAUAAGGGAGUUUAAUUGGCUUCAUCUUUGUAUUACUGAUUCUAAAUUUUGUCAUUUGCUGUGGACAGUGGACCAGCUUUUCUUUACUCUGCCAUGGAAAGAAUAUGAAUAAAACAUACACUGAUGAGAGGUAAUCUGUUUGACAAUUACAUGCAGAAAUGGCAAACAUUGAUAGUUUCACAAUAAAAGUCAGGUUUUCCUCAACCUUGUAUGCUGCUGACAAUGGAAAUGUCUAUUUUAAGAGUAUCAAAUGACAUUUAGGAAAGAAAUUAAGUCACUGCUGUUUUGUAACCUUAGUUCCAGUGAAUUAUAGUUGUAGCUAAUGCCAAAUCCCUGCUUAUCAUAGCUAGCAAUUGUAGGGACUUGCACAAAAGUAAAUAAAGACAUACCAAAGUGAA